Molecule: messenger RNA, 1933 nt
Organism: Limanda limanda (common dab)
Lineage: Eukaryota; Metazoa; Chordata; Actinopteri; Pleuronectiformes; Pleuronectidae
Product: E3 ubiquitin-protein ligase TRIM39-like
Exons: 7
Coding region: 101-1756 (551 amino acids)
Molecular function (GO): protein binding
Source: RefSeq, a predicted model, not a curated record
GAGAGAAGGAGAGCGAAGCCUGAAGGAUUAACAGCAUCUGAACAGCUGAAAGGUUGAUUGAAACCGCCCCUCAGACCUUUGUGACCUCCUGGUUCUCGUGAUGGCCUCGGCUGCUGCAUCACCCAAAGGGACCAGUCUGCUGGAGAAGCAGUUAACAUGCUCCAUCUGCAUGGACCUGUUCAAGGAUCCCAUCACUACAGCUUGUGGCCACACCUUCUGUAAGGAGUGCCUGGACAUCAACCGUAAGUACAGCAGCAGCGAGUGCCCCCUGUGCAGAACUCUUCUGAUGAACACGGCAGCUGUGAACAUCGUCCUCAGAGAAAUCGUCCGGCAGCGUGAGUCGGAAAAUCCUGAGAAGAAGAAAAAGAAAAGUAUCUUCACCGGGCAGGACGGCGAAGUGGCCUGUGACAUCUGCACAGAGCAACCGCUCCGGGCCGAGAAGUCCUGCCUGGUGUGUCUGGCCUCGUACUGUUCCACCCACCUGCAGAACCAUGCUUCAACCCAGAGGCUGAAGGGCCACAAGCUGGUGGCCCCGGUGAAGAACCUGGACGACAGGGCCUGUCUGAAGCACGGGCGCCCGCUGGAGCUGUACAGCAAGAAGAGGCAGAGCUGCAUCUGCGUCCGCUGUCUGGAGGAAGGGCCAGAGGAGGUGGUCUCCAACGAGGACGAGUGGGAGAAGAAGAAGUUUGAACUUGAAAACGCCAAAACAGAUCUAGAGGCAAAGAUUCAGAAGAGAGAAACACAACUGGACGAGCUCAGUAAAUCUGUGAAGAGCUGCCAGGACCUGCUGGAAAAUGAGUUGCGGGACAUUGAGGCCGUGUUCGCCGCCGUGCUCGCCAUCGUGGAGGAGGCCCGGGCGACAGCUCUUCAGCCGCUGGAGGACAGGAGGCGGGUCGUGAAGCAGGACGCAGAGAACCUCAAACAGGAUCUGGAAUCGGAGAUCAGCCGCUUCCAGACGACCAUCUCUGAGCUGGAAGAUAUCAGUUCACUCGAGGAUCACAUCCAUUUCCUGCAGAACUACCCAUCUCUUCAGAACCUGGACGACAUCACGGACUGGGCCGAGGUUCAGUUGGACACGUCAUUGUCAUUUGGGACGAUGAGAAAAACCACAGCUAUUAUGAAAGAGAAAGUCCAAGAGGAGCUGGAGAAGCUGACGUCCAUCGAACUCAGGAGAAUCCUAAAGUUCACAGUGGACGUGAAGCUGGAUCCAGCCACCGCUCACCAGUGCCUCCUUGUGUCUGAUGACGGAAAGGAAGUGGAAGACGGAGAGGAGGAUCCGGAAGUGGACGACGCACCGGAGAGGUUUGACAUGUUCGGCAGCGUCCUGGGGCUCAACGGCUUCACCUCCGGCAGGUCGUACUGGGAGGUGGAGGUCGGGAACAAGACCGGGUGGGACCUGGGCGUGGCCAGAGGGGACGCUAACCGCAAGGGGAAGCUCUCGCUGAACCCAGACAACGGCUACUGGGCGACCGUGCACUACGACCACGACAAGUACGCGGCUCUGACAGCAACGCCGCUGCUCCUCUCGCUGCUGCUCAAGCCGGAGAAGGUGGGGGUGUUCGUGGACUACGAGGAAGACCUCGUGUCUUUCUACAACGUGACGGCUCAGACUCACGUUUACUCUUUCACCGGGUGUUCGUUCAGCGGGGAGCUCUUCCCGUAUUUCAGUCCGCACCGAAAGCAAGACGAUCACAGCGGUGAUCCGCUGAUUAUCUCACCCGUGAAACAACGUGAACAAAUCAUGGAUGAGUCUUGAGGAGUAGAUGUGUGUGUUUGGUUUGUUUGUUAGAGGAGGAGGGGAAUUAAACACACUCCCAACUUUGGGUUACCAUAGUUACUGUUUCCGGCAGACUGUAAAUAAAGAUGGCCGACGCGUCUCCACUUCCUCACGCUGCACAAAUAUGAAGCAAAAAUAUCUCUGAUACAGGCGUCG